AUGUUUAGCAGUGAGAGUAUGUAAGAGCAUAUUUUGUAUGACAAAAUCUAUUAAUACCUGUGGGUGAAAUCGGAAACUGCUAAUCCUCCUGCCAUUCUCAUUCCUGACACUGUCAUUCUUAUUCGUUCUAUGCCCAUCUAUUGGUAUUAUACAGAUAAAGAAACUGGGGAAAUCAAAAAGAAGAUGAGGAAGAAUGUUACCAAACAAAAUAUCAAGCAAACUUGGAAUUAGCAAGUGGGCAGAGGCGGUGUUGUAGCAUAUCUUUUACAUUUUAUUGAUAACUUAGAUCUCAAUUACCCUCCAGAAAAGUUUCAAAUCAGUGGCCAAAUCCAAGUGAUAUACUUUGAUGUUGAAGGAUUCAAUAAAUUUAUGGAUGGGCACUUCGAAUUACCUUUUGGCAUUCUCUAACAAUUCAUUGAACCAGCAGACGAUCGCAAUUGUAAAUAAGCAAUCCAUUAUUUCAUAGCCCAAAUCCAAGCCUUCUGGAGUAAAUCAGUCACUCUCUUCACCAAAAGAGUGUGCAAGAAAUCAUUCACCAACAAGUCCAUGAACAUCUAUGAAAGACAUUGCACUUUUGAAGGACCUGAAUAUUUCAGCGAAGCAACUUAAGUCAAAGAUUUCUAAUCCCAGAGAAUCUCUGAACAAAUAGAUAAAAUGAUCUCCCAUCUAGAUGCCAUCUCCUAUGGAAAAUUGAAUAUCUCACAAGGCACUUUCUAUUUCAAAGUAGACAAGAAAGCCAGAUGUUGGUUCCUUUUUUGUGGCAAUCUCAAAUUUGAAGAUGACAAACAUCUCAAAAAUCUACCUAAAGAUCUCUACACCCAAUCUCAAAUCAAAAUUCCAAAAUCAAUCGAUAAUCUGAUGUCUGUCUAUAAUUCCAGACCUCUAUAAUUGAAUAGAGAACACAAGUGCAUUCGAUGUGGCUAAUUGGAAAAGGGAUCCAACUUUAUCGAAGUUCCGUAUCACUUCCUAAUUGAUUUACCUGAAAAUCCACUUCCUGUUGAAAAGUGGCCUCUUGAAAUCAAGAAAUCAGCCAAGCAAGUCAAACUUAGCGGAGCCAACCAAGAGAAGGUUGCCUAUGUCAAUACCAUUUCUUAAAUCCCAAUGACUUUCUAGAAAUUACACGAACAAAUAAACAUUCAAAACUACCAAGAGUUCAAGUAGUCUCAAGGAUUUAAGUACAAAACCAUCGCUGUUUGUUUAGAUUGUUACUUCGUUAUGGUUGAAAAUCAAGAGAAAAUGGCUAUGCAAGAAGUUACCUCCAAGGAGAAGACUAGUAUUCCGAGAGUGAGAUCUAAGCAAUUUCAAAGGAAAGAAUAAAAUCUUAACCAAUUCUUGAACUCAACUCAAUUAUUCAAAUAGGUUAAGUCUGUGAAGAUCUUCAAAAUGAAAGAAGCACCUACACAGACACCAACUCCAAAGCAAAAUACAAUUUAAAAGUAUGUGAAUCUCAGAUUGAAUAAUUGUAAAUCAAUAACCCCGAUAAAAUAUUCAAUCGAGAUGCCUUCAACAGCUGACUAUUUGUCUAGGAAGACCAAAUCUACCUACUAGGAUUUGAGUACAACCUACAAAUUCAAGAAUAGCAGAGAAAAUUACAACUAAUCAUUGCAAGAUAGAUAAUAAAAUAGAUUGAUAGAAAUAAAGGAUGAAUAAGAAUGA
Messenger RNA from Paramecium tetraurelia, 1656 nucleotides. RefSeq lists its product as uncharacterized. The record is from RefSeq and is a predicted model, not a curated record. Lineage: Eukaryota; Ciliophora; Oligohymenophorea; Peniculida; Parameciidae. The transcript is spliced from 5 exons.